AUGAUCUGCCAGGCGUGUCUACGAGCGGGCCAGGGUGGCCUCCAAGCUGGAGCUCGCCCACUGUCGCGAGCACUGCUCCAAACGACGCCGUCAAAGUCGCUCUCCUCGAUUGCCUUUGGCCGCACACAGCCUCCUCGCACCGCACCCCCAGCCAUCUCCGCACGCUCGCUGAUACGAAAAUCGCCCCCCUCGGCUCGGCCAAGGCAAUUCUCUACUUCGACAGCCUCCGCCUCCGAACAAGUCCAACCCCAAGAACCUACGCAAGAGUCGAACUUGGGCCUCGAAAAACCCCAAUCCCUAACCGACGGCGAGUCACAAGUCUGGGACAGGCUGAUAGCCGAGCUUGCGCCCACCCAACUGAUUGUCCAGGACAUCUCGGGCGGGUGCGGCUCCAUGUACGGCAUAGAGGUCAGCUCGGAGAAGUUUCGCGGCCAGACAAUGCUCAAGCAACAGCGCAUCGUCAACGCAGCAAUAGCGGACCUUAUGAAGGAAUGGCAUGGCGUUCAGUUGAAGACGAGGGUGCCUUGA
Messenger RNA from Lasiosphaeria miniovina, 528 nucleotides. RefSeq names its product bola protein. The coding region runs from base 1 to 528 and encodes 175 amino acids. The transcript has a single exon. Gene Ontology annotation, cellular component: mitochondrial matrix. Lineage: Eukaryota; Fungi; Ascomycota; Sordariomycetes; Sordariales; Lasiosphaeriaceae. The record is from RefSeq and is a predicted model, not a curated record.